AUGAUCAGUGGACGCCACAAGAGCAACGAUUUGGUUACGAUACUUUGUCUGGGCUGCUGCUCCCUGCUGCUGCUGCUCCUCUCGGCCGCACCUCUGGUCCACUCAGCCUCAGCCUCAGCCGGCGGAGUCUUCGAGGUCUUGGCUCAAUCAACAGCGUCAGAGACGGAGGCGACCACGACAACCAAAACGACGGCGGUGACGACGGUGACGGCGACGAAGACAAAUGCCAGUCAGGAUGAGGUUGGUCAGCCACAGCCACAGUCACUGACGCCCAGUGCGACAACAGCUCCUCGACUGGAUCACAACAACAACAACGAGUGGCGUCCGCUGGGCCAUGGGGAUCCCCUGCAAAAGGAUCCAACCUACGACUACAGUCCGCCCGCCCUGGAGAGGGUGCGCUAUUGGGCGGAGAACAAUGGCACCGGACAGAGUAACCCAGAGGCCAGGAAGAAGGAGCUGCCACCGGAGGUGUUGCGGAACAAGACAAAGAGUGAGAUCCUCCUGCUGGGCGUGGCCAGUGAGCGUGUGAGGGUGCCACAUUCGCAUUCCUAUCCAGGAUUGGGAUUGGGAUUGGGACAGCAUCAACAGCAGCAGCAACAACAGCAGCAGCAUCAACAGCAACAGCAGCAGCAACAGUUGGCAAAGUAUGCGGCUAUACGAAGGAGUUACUAUGCUCCGCCACAGCAGCAGCAGUUGCAUCAGCAAAUUCAACAACAUAAUCAACAAUUUCAACAACAGUAUACGCAAAAGCAUCAACAACAUGCCCAGAAUCCACAGCAAAUCCAUUCACAAAGUCAACAGCAUACACCAAUGCAACAACAUUCACCAAUUCAACAACAGCUCCUGCAAAAUCAACACCAACAACAGCCCCAAUUUCAACAACAACAACCACCACCACAACAGCACAUGCCGCCCACGCAUUUAAUGCCACCGCCUAUGAUGAUGAUGAAAGCGGGCUCUGGCUCUGGCUCUAUUGAAUAUCGUCACAGCAUGACGGGUGGCAGUCCGGGAUCCAUUGCGGGUUCACCCAGCAUGAGCACCUCCUACAUGAGCCACAUAAGCCACAUGAGUUCGCCAGCACCCAAGCAAUUCAUGACCUCAUCGAUGGCCUACCAUCCGUCCUACACCUCCUGGCACUCCUCUGCGCCCAUUAGCGGCAUGUCAAGCAUGCCGCCGCAUCGCUUGAGCUACGCCGAUGCCCAUCACCAGGAGUCCAUGCAGCACUACAGCUUCAGCUCCAGGCCCCACCAGACGGUGAGCUAUUCGCCCAACUCCCUGCCGGGACAUCUGGGGGCUUCGAAGGCGUCCCUGAGGAAGCCCUGGCUGCACGAACUACUGCAGAAGGAGGUGGUGGUCAAGCCGAAGGUGAAACCCACAAUGCCGGCCACCAAGUACCUGAUGGGCACGAGCAAACCGCAUCAGGCCCUACCGCCGGCAGGCUAUGGCAUUAGUUCGACGCGCCCACCGAUGGGCUACGCACCCGUGACCUUUGUGCCGGGUCCACCCACCAUUGCAGUGCCCACUGUGGCCAGCAGCCUGGGCCAGGAGAUCUACAUCACGCCCACACCGCAGACCAGCAGCAGCUCCGGCUUCCGACCGAUGCUGGUGACCAGUCCAACCAGUUCCGCCACCAUAUCCAUACCAAUGACCACUCCCACGCCUCUGCCCAUUUAUCUACGCCCUGGAAGCAGCAGCCCCACUACCACAACGACGACAACGACGACUAACAACCGCCUGCUGAUCCCUCAGACGAGCAAUCUGGCUCAGCGUCCCACCGUGGCACCCGCGCCAGAAUCCACCACCGACUCGCUCUUUUCGCACUAUAAGCAGCCGCCAAAGGCUCUGCUCGGGCCCAUGUAUCUCAUCAUCGAGGGUCACUCCAAGGUCAAGACCUAUGGCCAAAACGAACUGGACCCCCACAGUCCGAAGAUAGUGCCGGUAAUCUCCAAGCGGGAACCUGUAGUCCGUAUCGCCGAUCCGAAUGAGAAGCGUGGGACAGUGGAGACCUUUCAGGUCAAGCAUUUGCAUACGAAAACAACGCCAAUGACGACAACCACACCAAGGCCUGUGACGACAACCACAGAAAGGCCAGUCACCAGCAGCUCCACCAGCAAACCCACACAAAGAACAACCACGUUGAAGACAACAACGACGACGACGACGACUACAACUUCUUUGCCGCCAUCGACAACUCCAUUUACUACUCCAUCAUCGACAGCCCCAUCUUCUCCGACGCCCUCCGCAAGUGGCGUCAAUGAUCUGCUAAGCCUGCUGGACAACAUGUUUGCCGAUGUCCAUGAGAUUGCCUCCUCGACAGUUUCAGUCCCAGUCCCGAAGCCGAAGCCGAACCCAAUCCCAGCCAGCAGCACCAUGAGCACCAUCCUGAAGCCGGUGAGCACCAGGCUGCUGCCCCAGCAGCCAGAGCCACGAAUUGGCACGCAGGCAGGUAGUAUAUCGAGUCUACUGGAAAAUGAUGAAGCUGGCGAGGAUCUGGGGUCAGAUCCACCAGCCACCAGCACGGAGCUGCCGCUGCGGUCAACGCGUCAGGUCUUUGAUUAUGAUCAAUUGCCCGAGUCGAGGGUUAGCGUAGGGGCCACGGCCACAACCGACAUGGAAUACAAUGAUGAUGAUGAUGAUGAUGAGGAGGAGGAGGAGGAGGAUGAGCUGGAGGAGGCGAGUUUCGAUGAUGGGGCUGCCACUUCUGGCAGUCAGCAGGCGGAGAACGAAGAGGCUGAAGAGGAGGAGGAGGACAACGAGUACAAUCUACUCAAACGCAUCGAUAGAUUCGUGGAUGAUGUGGACGAUGGAGAGGACGAUUUGGAGGAUUUGAUUGAGGAGAGACGACAGCAGCAUUAGCCUAAGAUGACACAAUUUUUCUUAACUGCGCUCUAUACCAAAUCUAUCAGAAACUUUUCUUACACUUAAAUGUUUUUGUAAAUAAGUCAGCUUUAAAUGGAGGAGAACCGAUCUGUAUCUGUAUCUGUAUUUAUUUGUUGUUAGUUGUUAGGCCCUGCUGACGUCACAAUGUGACUGCAAAGUUAGUUACAAUUAAUUUAAAUCAUUGAAAUGUCGUUUGUUUUGUAGUUGUUAGUGCAAUAAAA
Molecule: messenger RNA, 3101 nt
Organism: Drosophila obscura
Lineage: Eukaryota; Metazoa; Arthropoda; Insecta; Diptera; Drosophilidae
Product: mucin-5AC
Exons: 2
Coding region: 1-2856 (951 amino acids)
Source: RefSeq, a predicted model, not a curated record